Molecule: messenger RNA, 519 nt
Organism: Striga asiatica
Lineage: Eukaryota; Viridiplantae; Streptophyta; Magnoliopsida; Lamiales; Orobanchaceae
Source: the annotation of a GenBank genome assembly
AUGCUCGGCAACCUUAUAAUCAACCACUUCACGGAACAAAUUAGCAUCCAAAACGCAAUCUUCACUACCAUAAACUGCAGCCUGAACUCCCGCCAUCAACUUAGCAAUCUCUCUCCCAGAGAAGCCCUCGGUUUUGGAGGCAGCUUCCUUGAUGACAUCAUCAUUCAAUCCCUUGAUCUCAAUCUGCUUCUGCUGUUUCUUGAAGAGAUGGGAAAACAAGCCCGCUUGAAACGUUCUUCUUCACCGGGUAAAGGGAAUUCCAAGACUUCAUCUAUACGGUCAGCCACAGCCGAAUCAAGAUCACUAGGUCGAUUGGUGGCUAAGGCAAGGACUAUGUCUUUCGACUGGUCACCUGUGCGGAAUAACAGCGCGUUUAGUGCACUCCUUUGGGCUUCGCUCAUAUAUGGCGAAUUUACUUACUCGCACAAGAAUGCAUCUGCUUCGUCAAUGAAGAGCAACAAACCCCUAUUGGACUUCUUCGCCCAAUCAAAAAGCUGGUGUAUCUUCGUGACAGCCUGA